GUAAGCCACACACAAUGGAUCUACAAGUGACGCGGAUUAUGUUUUUCAUUUGGAUAGUCGUAAUCUUUUGGAAAGGAGGUGAAGUGAACUGCACGGGAUGCCACUACUUCAGCUCGAACAAGUUAGACUGGUUUGGAGCCCUCUUCUACUGCCAAAACAUGAAAAUGUGUUUGGCUGAUAUGAGCACGAGAAAAUCGUUCGAGGAGCUCGAAAGCAAAGUUCAGGACCGCUCAGAAUAUUGGUUCGGAUUAAAUGGAUAUGAGAAAUUAGAAUUUAAAUAUGUAUCCACCAAUUCACCCAAAAACUACAUACCACCUCAAUCUGAACUUGAAUUCUAUACCUCGUGCGGCUUCCUACAUCCCAUGGGCAGUGAUUCCUACACCAUUAAGACAGCAAAUUGUGGGCAUCAUAAAAGAUUUGUAUGCACCCCCUCUUACAUCUGCAAUGGGCUUAAAACAAACAGCACCUCAGUGAACCACUUUGCUAAGGAAUUGCCAUUGACCUGCCACAUCAGCGAUAAUGCACAUUGUAUACUUGAUGUUUGAAGCCGGCAACAGACUUUCGAUACAAUUUCUUCACUUCAGCAGCCUCAUCUAAAAACCACAAUCAUCUUUGUCACAAUUUUCAUUGUCGUCCAUUCCCGGCAACCAAAAU
Messenger RNA from Drosophila subobscura, 654 nucleotides. RefSeq lists its product as uncharacterized. The transcript has 2 exons. Bases 15 to 545 code for a protein of 176 amino acids. The record is from RefSeq and is a predicted model, not a curated record. NCBI's taxonomy places the organism in Eukaryota, Metazoa, Arthropoda, Insecta, Diptera, Drosophilidae.